AUGCCAUCUCUUCCAGCAAGGCUUGUUAAUGCCGGUAAUGCUUUUUUGUCAGAGGCCCACAGAAUAGGACCGUUCUCUCUUCAAAGUGAAGGCUCUCUUAACGAGUAUUCUCGAUUGAUCAGAGCGUCUCUAAACUGUUUCUUUGUCAUCUUGGAUCGCUACAGCAAGACGCUUAGUCCUGCAGCAGAAGCUCAGAUUUGCUAUCGUGUAAGUCAGAUCCUUUUCAAAGAGACGGCCAGCGUGGAGCUUGCCUCUGAAUACUGUCUGCGAGGUCUUAGACUCUGCGCAAGAACUGAAUCGUUGUAUCCUUUAGAGGUGCGUCUUCAGCUUCUUAAUUUUCAAACUCAGUACUAUUCCAGUGGACCCGGCGCCCGCAAGUCAGCGCUUUUGUAUCUCAAUACGCUAAUUUCUCUUGUUGCUCCUUCAUCUCCUAAUCUAAGUGUGUUUCUCAAUUUUACCAAGUAUAGAUACUUUGGUAUGACAUUUAGCAAUGAUCAAUGCUUGGAUAUGCUCAAGCAGAUGGCAGAUAAGUUGGAGAGUCAACUGGACUCUGGGAAUUUUGCUCUCUAUCAUCUGAUACGCGUGUGCGAGAUCCAGCGUAUGCUGUCUUUGAGCAGGCCCAGGGAAAAUGUCAAGUCUGUCUUCAAUAGUUUGGUAUACCAAGAAGAGAUUCAUAAGGAGUCUAUAGCGAAAUUGCCUGUUCAAUUAAGAGCGAUUACGCUUCUUUUGGAUCUUUUAAUAAGCGUUCAGGAAGACGAUUUUGAUGAGUCUAAGUUGAAAAUAUCCAGGAUAGACAGUUUCAUCAAACAGUGUAGGAAAGAAGGCUCUCAGUGGGGGUUGAAGUGUAAAUUUGAAAUCGAUUUGAUAUUUAAAUCUCCCUUUCAACGUGGAGAAGCGUCUUUACCUUUGGAAUUGAAUUGGUUGUCAUUCAGAGAAUUCACAUCAUUAGCCUACUUCUACUGUGGAAUUUCGUACCUAGUCAAGUCUUGGGAUGGUAAGCAUAGAACAGAGAAGUUGUUUGCCCAUUGUCACAAGGCCCUUGAUGCGGAGAGAAAGGAGUUUCAAUGGACAGUAUCCGCCAAUGAUUUGGAAAGUAAACAGCUAAGAAUGUGUUUCCUCUCGCUUCUUAUGAAUUCUUACGAAAUGCUGGCAUCACUAGGGACGAUGGAUUGCAGCGGUAUUAAUAAGGACCAGAUCUCUCUAUUCUCAACGCGUCCCGUCUUGGCCCAAUUUGUGGACGAUUACGACAAUUGCAGGUUCUCUUCACAAGAAUUGGUCAUAUACCAUCCACUUAUAUCCUUGCUAUUCUACAUCUGGGCCGUAUACUAUCAGAAAAACGGUAACUUUCAGCUGGCAAAGUAUUAUUACUUAAAAAUUCGCAAGCUGUACUCUCCUGUUCCUAAUGAACUUAGUAUGGAACAAUUUUUCAAUGAUCCCGUGUUCACAAGUUUUCUACAGUCAUCUCUAGGGCUUGAGGGAACUCUGUUUGAAGCUAAAGGUGUCCACGCACAACUUUAUUUGUUGAGUUCCAUCAACAUUCUUUCUUUAAACCUCUAUGAUAUUUACAGACUGAAGAUGAAAAAAGUUGAAGAAAAAGAUCUUUUUUACGUUGAAUACAUGAACAAUCUUAUGGAAUGUAUGAAACUGAAGGACUUGCUAAUUAGCGAGCUUUCCAACAUCUUUCCUUCGGCAGAAUCUGAUAAGCUGUUGAAAGUCACCAUUUUAUGCUUUCAAUAUGCCGCUGAGCCAACAAAUGGUAGUAUCAGAGAUGAUUUUAAAAAGAUACCCGAGGAAUUACUUAAUGCUGCAUGUUUCACAGCUCCACUAAUGUCCUCUAUGAUCUACUUCAUCCAGGGUAAGUGCUACACGAACGAGAAGACAAAGCCAGAGUUGGAGAAUUUAAACGCAAAGAUCCAGCUCUUUACCUCCUCUUUCCGUCAAGCACUCAAAUUAACACCGGAAGGAUCCGGCGUCAAUAUCAUUGGAUACUUGGCUUCGAAAGAAAUCUACUCAAUAAUGCAUGCUUACAGGAACUACUUCGACCAAACACAGGUGGAUAUAGUGAAGCAGAAUAUGUCUAGGAUGAAAAAUUUGAUUAAUUGA
Molecule: messenger RNA, 2103 nt
Organism: Brettanomyces nanus
Lineage: Eukaryota; Fungi; Ascomycota; Pichiomycetes; Pichiales; Pichiaceae
Exons: 1
Coding region: 1-2103 (700 amino acids)
Biological process (GO): mitotic sister chromatid cohesion
Source: RefSeq, a predicted model, not a curated record